UUUCUCUUUGGGGCUCAGGCUUUAUCCCUCUUCCUUAGGCAAAACAAACAUCAAACAGCAAAAAGAGAGCAAGACAGUAAGAAGGAGGGAAAAAUAAAUGAAAAACAAAAAAAAAAUCAAUGGGAUGGAAAAGACACGAGACAGACAGUUGUCCAGCCCUCCCUCCCGCGUGACUGCGCCGAGCUCUCACCAUAUCUGGUUGGUGCGCAGGGCGUGUCUAGCCUCCCAUCUUCUCUGGACCCGCACAGCCUCCCGGGACAAGGGUCAGCUGGGUGGCAUUUGCAAAGGCAUCGUCCCACCUGGAGGGAGAGCUCACAGCAGCAUCUUGGGGUGGGGGAUCUGGCAGAAGUGACAGGGGAAGGGGAGGGAGGCAGCCAGCAUCCAGGUGGAGGCUGUGCAGUGCUGGGCGGGAUUGUUGUGUCCCUGCAGCCCAGAGAGGGUGCAAUUAGGGGAGAAGCUGAGGCUCCAGGAACAAAGGAACAAGCAGAGUGGGAAAGUAGGAAGUCAGAGCAGGAAGACAGCAGAGCCGUGCGUGUGGCGGGCCUGCCGGGAACCGGGUAUAAAUGCAGCUCGGGGUGGAGGCCCAGACCUCACCAGCACCUCCUGCCAGCCACAGCCACCUCCUCUCCCUCGUCCGCCAUGUGCCACACCAGCUGUUCCCCGUGCUGCCAGCCGGCCUGCUGCGGGUCCAGCCCCUGCCAGGCUGCCUGCUGCGUGCCCGUGAGCUGCAAGCCUGUCCUGUGCCUGACCCCAUCGUGCCAGUCCUCGGGGUGCUGCCAGCCGUCGUGCCAGGCCUCCGUGUGUGUGCCCGUAUGCUGCAGGCCAGCCGCGUGCGUGGUGCCCUCCUGCCAGUCCUCGGGGUGCUGCCAGCCCUCUUGCCCCGCCCUCCUCUGCAACCCUGUCUGCUGUGGCACCUCCUCCUCCUGCUGCUGCUGACCUCCUCCUGCUGCGGCUGCUGAACUCCCAUCUCCGUGUCCACUCUCCGGGACAUGGGACAGGGGACCGCCACUAUGUACCUCCCGGGCCCAUGUGGUCCCGCAUUGUGGCAGACAGGAAUCCUACUGGACUGAGCUGCUGGACUCUGAGCUAGAACCCAGCAAGGGGCUCCAGAGCCUCCCUUUCCCUCUCCCAACGCAAAGGAUGCUCCUCUCCUUAGUAUCCGACCACUGCCCCAUGGGAGCCAAAUAAAUCCACUUUGCCAGUGCC
Messenger RNA from Cavia porcellus (domestic guinea pig), 1206 nucleotides. RefSeq names its product keratin-associated protein 12-3-like. The coding region runs from base 640 to 936 and encodes 98 amino acids. The record is from RefSeq and is a predicted model, not a curated record. The transcript has a single exon. Lineage: Eukaryota; Metazoa; Chordata; Mammalia; Rodentia; Caviidae.